This is a messenger RNA of Wyeomyia smithii (pitcher-plant mosquito), 980 nucleotides long. RefSeq lists its product as uncharacterized. Gene Ontology annotation, molecular function: aspartic-type endopeptidase activity; mRNA binding; translation regulator activity. Gene Ontology annotation, biological process: positive regulation of cytoplasmic translation; proteolysis. The transcript has a single exon. The record is from RefSeq and is a predicted model, not a curated record. The coding region runs from base 72 to 701 and encodes 209 amino acids. Lineage: Eukaryota; Metazoa; Arthropoda; Insecta; Diptera; Culicidae. Gene Ontology annotation, cellular component: cytoplasm.
GUGAGGUGCACCGGCAUUUGGCGGCACGCAAGAAAAAACCAACCGAGCCAGUAAGAGACUACAUCUACGAGAUGCAACGUAUUGCGCUUGCUAUCGAUCUCGACGAGCCGAGCCUGUGCGAAUAUAUCGUUGACGGCGUGACCGACGACGAGUAUCACCGUUCUAUGCUGUACGAUGCAAACACCAUCAAAAAGUUGAAGGAUAAGCUACUCACAUACGAAAAAACGAAGUCAAAAUGUAAUACGAAAUGCCAGGUAGACGAACGUACGAAAAGAGAUCGUCCUACGAAAGUUGAGGAGAAAAAGCCGAAACUGAAAACCGAUGCGCGACGUUAUUGUUUUAAUUGCGGUAAACCCACACACGUUGCCAGCGAAUGUCCACAGAAAGGAGAAGACCCGAAGUGUUUUUCUUGUAAUGGUUACGGGCAUCUAUCGAAAGAGUGUGAUAAAAAGAAUGAAGAGCGCAGUGUGAAGAAGAAAAAUGCAAAAGUGAACACGAUUGAAAAAGUUACAAAUCAGCAACCUAGUAUCAAUGUGAAGAUAAACGACUGCGAGCUACGUGCUAUUGUCGAUACGGGAAGUGAAAUCUCAUUGCUACGUAAGGACCUGUGGCUUCAUAUUGAGAACAAUGGAGCAAAAUUAGAAUUAUCUGAUAUGAAAGUUCGUGGAUUCGGCGGACAGGUGAAAACCGUGUGCGGCUAAGCGGUUUUGAAGGUAAAAAUUUCAGAAGAAAAAUAUACCAUUCGAUUUUAUGUGGUACCCUGCAACGCGAUUGACAUGCAGUUAGUGAUUGGGAUGGAUUUUCUCGACGGCGUAAACUACUCGAUUACCCCUGCUGGCGUGUGUGUGAAAAAGUAUCUGACCAAAAUCUCUGAAAACGACGGUGAAGCGAAGUGGAUCCGACGGAUCAAAGAGUACAGUGAUGGUGAACUAGUUGUGGCGUAUCAGUACAAUUCGAGAGUGAUGAAGAUAAUCGAACAA